UAGGUCGUAGAAAAAAACAUUUACAACCUCUGAGAUAAUCAAAAUAGAAGUCUCAAAAUUGUAGAAGUUAAAGUAUUACACGAGAAAAAUGAAGAACAAAACAGAUUUAAAAAUCAUACUUAAUGAUUCCCGUGCAGUUCUGUAGCCUUUGAAAAAUGAAAACUAUAUUUAUCGAAUAAAAUGUAUCAUUUUAUGGAGAAUUACACAGUGCAUAUUUUGGAAAAAAAGAAUAUGCCGUGAGCGGUGAUAAUCAAUGAAGAUAUUGAAAAACAACAGAGACACCAUUUAUUCUGUCGCACCCAUUACAACUUCAUGCCAGUAGACUGUUGUAUAUGUUGAUCGUUUCUCCAUUUCUUUCUGUCUCACUCAUUCCUAGAAUAUUUUCUAUUGCGAUAUAUAUUCGAUGGAUGAUUUCAAUGUCAAACUGUUCAAGUAAGUCAUUUUCUGUCGAUAUUGAAAAUAGAAAACAAUAUCUGACUCUCUCAUCUCAUAGCAACAUUGAUUAUUUGAGUCAAGGCAUCGGUUUUGAUUUAUCAGUCGUGCUCUUAGUAUUAUUUUCCACUAUUGGUAGUGCUUUAGUCGCCUUAAUCAUCAAUUGAAAGUUGGCAAUUGUUAUACUGUGCAUUGUGCCAUUGACAAUUGUCGGCUCAUAUGCUUUUUCAAAUAUAAACACAAUUACUGAUCAUUAAGUUAGCUUAUACUAAUUCUAAAAGGUCACUGCCAAAGAAUCAAGAAAUGAAUUGGAUACGUGCUCAAAAGUGGGAGACGUCGUUCAGGAAGUGUUCAGUUCUCUUCGUACUGUGCUUUCACUCAAUGAUAAAAAAUUUGAAGAGAAAUGGCCGGCAAUAUAUAUAAUUAUAAGCGAAUUUUGUAAGCCAUGCGCCAUGGCUAUGUUUGAAUUUUAUUGUGCAUAUAGAUACAAAAGCAAAUUACAGGUAACUCUUUGGAGCAGUGUACGCAAGGAUGCCGCGUUUGGUUUCUUCGUUGUAUGGAUCUCUCUUAUAGGAUAAAUCAUUUAUUCAGUUGGUUUCGCCUCCGACUUAUCUCUCAUGCAUCACACAGGACAUGACAUACUACUCUAUUUCAGUGAUGUUCUUGUGGUAAAUCAUUUAGUUCAUAAUUCAGACUUCCAAAACCAAUAGGUUCUCGAUGUUUGAGUAGAUAGUGAUUACUUUAGCAAAAAAUGCCAGUUUUCUUGCCUUUACUAGCCCUUUCUUUCAAUCAUUAGGAGAAACUCGAGGUGUUUUAGCGCCCAUAUUUCAAUUGAUUGAUUGAUGAGGUAAAUUUUUGUUUAAUGUACGAUCUAAUCGCUUCUUGAAUACAUCAUAUAGGACGAGAAGACAAGUAUGGAUGAAACACAAAUAUCGGAAGACUCAGUUGCUUGUGAAGAAGCUAUAAACUUGAAUAACGAUAUUCAAAUUGAUAAUAUCAACUUUGCUUAUCCAACUCGAUAUGAUGUCUUAGCUCUACGAAAUCUGACACUGACGGCUCGUGCAGGUGAGAUAACAGCUUUAGUCAGCUCAAGUGGCUCUGUUAAGUAUUUUACAAAGAGAAAACAAACUAUAGAUUGAUAGUCCGUUCUUUAUUGAGCGAACAGGCAAAAGCACAUGAAUUUCACUUCUACUUCAUUUUUAUGAACAUUUGUCGGGUCGCCUUACAAUUCAUGAUCGAUUGAUUAUCAAUUGCAACUUGAAACAAUUACGAUAGAAGAUUGGUAUGGUCAGUCAAGAACCUGUAUGUCUGUCUGAUUGUAUUCUAACUUUUGCAUUUGAUAUUGUUCUACGUAGGUUCUCUUUGCCACAAGUAUUUAUGAAAAUAUUCCCAUUGGUAAAGAAAAUCCAACAAGGAUUGAGAUCGAAGAAGCAGCACGUCAAGCCAAUGCACACAAUUUCAUUAUGCAAUUACUCAAUAAAUAUGAUACAGUCGUUGGUGAACGUGGUAUUCAAUUAAAUGACGUAACAAGUGCUCUUGAUGAUGCCAAUGAAAAGAUUGUUCAAGAAGCACUCGAUCGAGUUUGUAAAGGUCGAACGACUAUUGUGGUCGCUCAUCGUUUGACGAUAAUUCGCAAUGCACAUCGAAUUUAUGUCUUGCAUAAUGGGCAUGUCAUUGAACAAGGUACACACGAGACACUGAUGUCAAAAGAAGGAAGUCAAUAUCGCAAGAUGAUGAAAGCUCAACAGAGAGAAAAAAUGGAAAAUGAUGUCGAUGAAAUUUUGGGCCUACCACAAACAGUAGAAGAUGAUCAAAAACAAAUACGUACGUAA
Rotaria sp. Silwood2 is the source of this 2264-nucleotide messenger RNA. The record is from the annotation of a GenBank genome assembly. NCBI's taxonomy places the organism in Eukaryota, Metazoa, Rotifera, Eurotatoria, Philodinida, Philodinidae.